UGUCCCUCUCGGAUUCGAGCCACGUGUGGGCACGAAUCUAAAAGCAACGGUAUAAAAGAGCGGCGCCGGCGAAGCCGUAGACCGGCGGCGAGCAACGACGGCGGGCGGCGAGGGGGCUCGCGCGGGAGGGUUAUCCGUGCGCCAUUGCUGUUUCUUCGUACCCUGUUUGAUCGCCUGAGCAAGCCCAAGCCAAAACCCUACUCUAGCUAUCUUCCGUUCCGCCGUGAUGGCCGGCGAUGCCGAUUCCGGUGGCCUCCCGGGGGGCGAGGCGGCGGAGGAGAUGGGGAUGGGCGGCGAGGAGGAGAGGGUUGCGACGCUGCUAGGGAUCGCGGAGGAGUGCGACACGGAGGAGGAGCUCCGGCUGCUGCUGCGGGGGAAUCCCCACCCCGUCUGCUACGACAGCUUCCUGCCCUGCGACCGCAUGACCAUUGCCCAGGGUGUUUUGAAAGCAAUACAUGUGAGAAAAAUGGUAGAAGCUGGAUGCAGAGUAAAAAUCUGGAUAGAUGAUUGGUCUGCCUUCCUGAACAACAAGCUGGGAGGUGACAUGGAAAAAAUCCAGACUGUUGGCCGCUACAUGAUAGAGGUCUGGAAAUCCAUUGGUAUGAACCAUGAUGGGGUAGAAUUUCUUUGUUCAUCGGCUGAGAUCAAUAGUCGGGCAGAUGAAUAUUGGCCACGUGUCAUGGGUAUUAGCACACACCGCAAGAUUGGAGUUGUGAGGGAGCUCAGGGAAUGCAAAAAGCCUACUGCCCAGUUCUUCAACCCUUGCAUGCAGUGUGCUGGCAUAUUCUUCCUAGAGGCAGACAUUUGUCAGAUGGGCAUGGAUCAGCAUGAGGUCAACAAGCUAGCAACAACGUAUUCUGAUAACAGACAGGAAAAGAAGCCAAUUAUUCUGUCACACUACUUGCUCCCUGGCUUGAAAGGGCAGAACAAGAUGUCUGCUAGUGAUCCAGCAUCAGCCAUCUUCAUGGAUGAUGAGAAGGCUGAGAUAGAUUUAAAGAUAAAACAGGCUUUCUGCCCUCCAAAGAUUGUCAAGGGAAAUCCAUGUAUUGAGUACAUAAAAUACAUCAUUUUUCCUUGGUUUGGCAAAUUUGAGGUGGUCCGGAAGGCUAAAAAUGGUGGAAACAAGACAUUUAUGAGCGUGGAAGAACUAGUCAUGGACUAUGAGAGUGGUUCCUUGCAUCCUGCUGAUGUAAAGCCUGCUCUGAAAGAAGCAAUAAACCAAAUAUUGAAACCUGUCCGUGAGCACUUUGAAAACAACAAGGAAGCCAAAUUCUUGCGUGAUACAGUUAAGGGCUACAGCGAGGUCAAUAGUGAAUAAGGUCUUCCGAAAAAGGAAGAUAGUGAAGAGGAAGCUAAAUGCUAAAUUAUAGACGUGUCUCACGUUGGAGGCUAGCCAAAAUCCGAUUGAGCAGGCAAAGGACACCUAAACUGUUGGGCUGACUUAGCAGAUUGGCACAUUUUUAGUAGGAAGUUAAAAGAGUUGUAUAUACUCGACCAACAAUUGUACAAAGGCCUUGCUUAAAUACACUCCUCUUUUAGAAAACUUUACUGAUUUCAAUGCAAAGCAGCUAAUUUUAGGUGAGAGAAAUGUGUAAUAUGAUAAACACAAACUGAAGAUUAGAUCUUGACAUAGUCAUAUUAUAUAGUUAUAGAUAUAGAUGUAGAUAAAGAUUUUAAUAUUAGAUAGGGAGCAGAAUACCAAUACUUUGCUCUAUGAUUGAAGUGUCGUGAUUGCACUUGUGAAGCACAUUUCUAGGCUCUAGGACAGUAUGAGAUUUGUGGAGAUGAGAAAUAUGGAUGUCAGCUUCAGGCAGAGAUGCUCACAACUCAUACCUGUACUGUGACUUUUUGAGUUUGUGGUUGUUUCUAAA
Oryza sativa Japonica Group (Japanese rice) is the source of this 1871-nucleotide messenger RNA. RefSeq names its product tyrosine--tRNA ligase 1, cytoplasmic. Gene Ontology annotation, molecular function: tyrosine-tRNA ligase activity; ATP binding. Gene Ontology annotation, biological process: tyrosyl-tRNA aminoacylation. Lineage: Eukaryota; Viridiplantae; Streptophyta; Magnoliopsida; Poales; Poaceae. The record is from RefSeq and is a predicted model, not a curated record. Gene Ontology annotation, cellular component: cytoplasm.